This is a messenger RNA of Orbicella faveolata, 2150 nucleotides long. RefSeq lists its product as uncharacterized. Lineage: Eukaryota; Metazoa; Cnidaria; Anthozoa; Scleractinia; Merulinidae. The record is from RefSeq and is a predicted model, not a curated record.
ACGCUAGUAGAUUUAUACUAAUACAAAAUAUAGCUUUGGCCAUAUUAAAACACGUGGUUUUAAUUAUCUAGUUCAAGAUUCAUCUUGUCCGUGACGUCAUGUCACAAUCACUUCCCUGCUUAAUGACGUCACUCGACAGAGCAUAAAAGACAUUUGUUUUGGUUUUGAGGAGUUGUGGCCUGCGAGAGCAUCCAGUUUCAUCGUCUCUUAUUUCACGCGCCGUUAUUUUCGGCGGAGACUUGCGACAGCCGGAGUUCGCAGGCUAUUUUAGACGAGUUGCAAUUUGAAACCGAUCAAAGAAUCUAAACAGGCGCCUGUAAUUCAGGCUUGUAACUCGAAAGUCGAAUCAACCAUGGUUUUUCGGUCUUCCUCUGGUCAUCAUCAGUCAUCACCAUUAGUAUUAGUUGUGACUGCUGUUUGCUUGAUGCUGUUCAACUUGACGUUCCUGGUGUUUGUGUCCCGAAUCAACAGUCGAAUAGCAACACUCGAAAAGGAAAAGAGCGACGUCUGAUCUUCCUCUCUGAUUAAUGAUCAAAAAUCGAGACGAGACUUGACGGAUGUUGGUGAGGUUCGUGAGAGAAACAAGCGCGCCAUUCAAACCUCGCUACAAGAGCUUAGCAGCAAAGUGGAAUGGUUAGAACAGAGGGUUCUGAUGAGUUUCAGCCAGCCGUAGCUUGUACUCAUAUUCAUGUUGUUCUGGCAGGCUGUUAAAUGUGUCCAAACUGGAAACAGCCUCGGGGGAUCCGUGUUUUCUGGCCGCAUUUCGAGGUACCAAAUCAGGUCGUGACGGACGAGAUGGCAGAGAUGGAAGAGAUGGUGCAAAAGGGGACAGAGGGGAACCAGGCAAAAUGGGACCUCAGGGGCCUGCUGGAGUAAAAGGUAACAAGGGACAACGAGGUAAAUUGGGCUCCCCCGGAGUACCUGGCGAUAAUGACCAUCACACCAAUGUGACUACAGGGGUGGUGUACAUUCGCUGGGGGCGGACAUCAUGCCCGGGGGACGCACGGCUGUUGUAUAAAGGUCGCAUAGGCGGAAAUUAUUACAGUCACACUGGGGGCGGUUCGAACCAUAUCUGCCUUCCUGAUCAGCCACUAUACGCAAAGUACGAUGACAGUUGGCAAGGUUCUUCUGCUGUGUAUGGCGCCGAGUACGCCGUGAGUGAUUUUAAUCCGUUCAAGAAGCCUCUUAACAAUUAUGACGCCCCAUGUGCAGUGUGCUACGUCGAGUCACGUGGUUCUCAGUUGAUGAUCCCUGCCAGGUAUGACUGCCCCUCUGGGUGGACACGAGAGUACUGGGGCUACCUCAUGACGAAGAGUUACUCGAGUAAGGGAAACACUGACUUUAUUUGUGUUGAUGAGGAUGCAGAAUAUGUGCCGUUUACUCAUGGAGCUCAAGGCGGAGUCAAGUUAACCCCGGUCCAAGGAGCCUGCUAUGUGUUACCAUGUGGCUGUUAUGUUGAGGGUCGGCAACUGACAUGCGCAGUUUGUACCAAGUAAAGAACAUUUUUGAAAUUAAUUCAUUGUGGAACUACCCCGUUAAAAAUGUCAGUUUAUCUUUAAGGAGGACGAGAUACAAUGUACUUUGAAAAAUUACAAAAUACACAAAUUGUCAGAAACUAAGAAGAUUGAAGAUGCUGCUUUAAUUCAGUUUGUCUUGCGUACUAAUAAUUGUUAUUGCAGUUUCGCCAUAGUAUUAAUCGAGUGGGAACCAAGCUGGGUGUGAACUUCAAACAUCGUACGAUUUUAUUUUGUUUACACGGAUAGGAAUUUGACUCGAAAAAAUGACAAGUAAAUAGAAAAUGAAUACAACAAUAAUAAAUGAAAGAAACUAGGCGAAUAAUAAAGAAAACCACAACAAACGCGACUUAAAGAACAUCAACCAGAGUGAUAAAGUAGAAACUGAACAGAUCCUGGAUACGUAGGCGAUGCACAAUUUGAUAGAACGGAUUUGCAAGCUAUUUUAAAAUCCGUAGCUCUUAAAUUCGUAAAAGUACGCGCGCGAAAAAUGUAAAUUAUUUGUCCCGUUGGGAUAUCGUGAUUUGAAAAGAGAACGAAACAAUAGAAAGCAACGCAAGAAUGUCACAGUAAUAAACAUGGGCAAAUUUAAUCUUUGUAGAAGCUGACGCGAAUUAAAUUAUUUUAGCACCGAUA